CGUGGACUGCCCCUUGUAUUCUGCACCAGUCUCUUAAAUGUCAGAGCUCAGAAAUUCCAUGCCUUAUUUUGACUACACUCUGAGAUCUGGAUCAUCUGAGUCAACCUAUAUUUAUCAUAGUUUGUUAUAGCAUGUACAGAGCUUAGUGAAGAACCUAGCUGCAGUCCAUGUGAAGAGGUACAAAAAAUUAUUAAUCCGAGGAUGACUAAAGACGCAUUUGCUGUCACUGUCGUGAUCUUGUGGCUGCUCUACAAUCCGGCGAAAAGCAGGGGAACCGGGGGAUUUCAAGGCGCCAUUCCUCACCCAAAUAAAUACAUCACCAACGAGACGGAACAGUCACCGCAGACACCGCAGGGCAGUUUCAGGGGAAUGGGGCCGUCUUCGGUCAUGGACGAGGUGCUGAACUCCAGCCAGGUGGCUUUACACGUAACGAAGCGCCGUUAUCUGAAACUUGACUGGUGCAAAACACAGCCGCUCAAACAGACGAUCACCGAGGACGGGUGCCAGAAGCGCGACAUCAUCAUUAGCUUCUGUUACGGACAGUGCAACUCCUUUUAUAUUCCUCACGUUUAUCAAGAGGACAGUGUCUUCAAGUCGUGCUCUAUGUGCAAGCCAAAGACUUUUACCACCGUUACAUACACUCUUGUCUGUCCCGGGCAGAUCCCAUUCACCAAGACGAAGCGCGUGCGGCGCGUGAAGGAGUGCCGCUGUACAUCUGUCGACUUGGAUUAAGUGCUGACAUUCUUUGUUUUACUUGUGUGCUUUUGUCUCAAAGUUACGAUUCAGUGCAUUUCUAAAGCUGAAAUGAAUUAUGUAGGAGCAUUGUUUAUGUUUCCUCCGUCAUUAGCUGUUUAACCCUGCUGAAAAACAAGCAAACAAACAGCUAAAACGAUCUUAAAAGCUGGUCUCCCAGUCUGAGCUGUUAAAAAGUGCCCAAAACACCUCUAAAACCAGCUGGACGACCAGCUAAGACCAGCCAACUACCUUAGGCUGGUUUUAGCACUUUUUUUUCAGCAGGGAAAAUCAAAAUGUGGCCUAUAUGUUGUGAAGAAAUACAAUUUAUGCAAUUAAAUGUAUUUUAAAAACAGAAUAAGUUAUAAUACUAUACAAAGUGUGACAUACAAUAGAUUAUAUUUUUCUCCACUGUGUGGAGCAAGAUUUGCACAUUCACACAAAUAGCUUACUCUGUGGCUUUUUUUGUAAUGUAGGAUAGGCCUGUUUUCAUACAUAUUGUGGUUGUAAUCUAAUAAGUAAUUUUGUAAAAAGAAAACAAGAUCCAGUCCAGUGCAUUUAUCCUGGUGCUAAUACAAGCAUUUAAUAUAUGGGUUGCAAAUGGAAACAUUAAUGCUACCCUACAAGGCCAAAACGCAGCAAAUACGCCAACACUGAAAAUGAGAAAAUUGUUUAUUGAUUAUCUAGCCAAAUGUGGAUUAUAAAAAAGCUGGACUUUUUUCUCUGAAUCGGAGCAUCUUUGAGUCAAAAUUGCCUGUCACAGGACAGAUCAUUGUCUACUAGGCCCAAUUUCAGUCUUAAUGAUUUGGACAAAAUGUGUAGUUACUGCGUUUUGACAAACUUAAAGUUUUGAAAUAGUCAAGUCAAGAUGUUUUCAAUGUUUAAGAAACAUUAAUGAAAUCCCAAUGAGGUGCGAUGAAGCAGCAUACUGUUAUCAAUAAAAAAUGUUAUGCUCAUCAAGAUAAAAUCAAGAGUUAUAGUUCCUCAAAGAAUAUUUAAAAGGCAUUUUAUAUUAUUUUACAUGUACACUGUCAUUGGAACAGGACACAGUUUUUUUAAUAUUUGUAAUGAUUUAAUGUGGCCACAGAAGUCACUGCAUUGCUACUCAAUAUGCAAAAUAAAGUUACUGCCUUUUCUAAACACCCAAAAAUCAAAAUUCUCAUCAUUUCCUCACCCUCAUGCCAUCCCAGAUGUGUGUGACUUUCUUUCUUCUGCUGAUCAGAAACAAAGAUUUUUAGAAGGAUAUUUCAGCUCUGUAGGUCCAUACAAUUCAAGUGAAUGGUGGCCAGACUCGAGUGGUUAAAUCCAUGUCUUCAGAAGCGAUAUGAUAGGUGUGGGUGAGAAACAGAUCAACAUUUUAGUGAUUUUAUAUUAAAAAAAUCUCCACUUUCACUUCCACAUUCUUUUUCCUGUUGGCCAUUUGCAUUCUUAGUGCAUAUCGCCACCUAUUGGGCAGGGAGGAGAACUUAGAGUAAAAAAAGGACAAAUAUUGAUCUGUUUCUCACUAUACUUAUCAUAUUUCUUCUGAAGAUAUGAAUUUGUCCACUGGAGUCAUAUGGAUUACUUUUAUACUGCCUUUAUGUGCUUUUUGACCUUCAAAGUUCUGGUCACCAUUCACUUCCAUUGUAUGG
Myxocyprinus asiaticus (Chinese sucker) is the source of this 2363-nucleotide messenger RNA. RefSeq names its product gremlin 1a, DAN family BMP antagonist (gene grem1a). Gene Ontology annotation, molecular function: receptor ligand activity; BMP binding. NCBI's taxonomy places the organism in Eukaryota, Metazoa, Chordata, Actinopteri, Cypriniformes, Catostomidae. Gene Ontology annotation, biological process: animal organ morphogenesis. Bases 202 to 732 code for a protein of 176 amino acids. The transcript has 2 exons. The record is from RefSeq and is a predicted model, not a curated record.